AUGAAUAUAGCGGAGUAUCUUUCAUCCAGUCAUCCGGAUGAUCUGCGAUAUCGUUUGAGUAUUGCAUACGCUGUGCGCAAUUUAGAGCAACAACAAAGUCAGCUAGUGACAAGUGUUGAUGGGAAUCAGCUUUCCGCGCCAUGGAGGAGUGAUGAAAAAUUUGUCCGACGUUUUCUAAUAUUCGGCAACUCUGAUGGUAUUUAUUUUGCAAGGCAAACGGAAUUCACAUGUACUUUAGAGCCCGGCUUAUGCCGCAUUAUUCAAUCAGGUAAAGGGUUAAUGAUUUUGCGACAAAUUUUGGAAGUUUCGAUAACAAACCUUGCUACGAAUACAGAACCACUGCUUAUUGCUUUAGCGCUUUGCGCACGUUACAAGGCUUAACGAGAAAAAUUAUUGCCAGAUGCUAUCUGUCGAGAUAUUAGACCGGUUAUGGAAAAGAAUUACCAGGCAUGCCUUCAGAAAUCAGCCCUUUUUGCUGUGCACAAGGUAUGUGCUACAGCCACCGAUUUAUUCAAGUUUAUCGAGUACUGCAAAGUGGUGUCAAGACAAAGUGGACUUAAGAAAGAUUCUAAUGGUUGGGGGCGUGCAUUGCGUGCAACUGUUAUCAAAUGGUAUUACAAUCAUACUCCAAAUCAUCUUGCAGUCAUGGUAACUAAGUAUCGUCAUCGUGUAAGCUAUUCGCAUCGCGAUCUAUUUUGCCUAAGCCAUAUCCAUCCAAAGCAAAGUUUUCCCUCCGAACAGAACUAUUGGCAACAUCAAAAGGGUUAUGAAGAUAUUUUCAAACAUGUUACCAGAGGUUACAGAGGUGGUGAAAAGGAAGAAAAAGAAAGAAAACGACGAAAAGAAUUAUCACCGAAAAGAAAAUCCAAGCGAGGUCGUUCAGAUCCAGAAGAAGAGGAACGAGUGAGACAAAAUUUAGAAGAGCUAAAUUUGAGACGAACUGAAGAGAGGGAAGCUUCUGCAGACGGAAAAUUUAAUCCAGUCAUAGAUGCAGCUGCAUAUAUUAAAGCUUUCAAUAAGCUUCAAGCUUUAGCACCUGAAAAUAUAAACGAGGCCAUUACACUCAUUCUUCAGUAUGGCAAGUUUUGUUUUGAACAAGAACAUGUUCCGCAGAAAUUACUCAGUUCUAAGGAAGUUUGGGGUGCUUUGCUGAGAAGGAUGUCAUUGCGUACAAUGUUGAAAAAUAUGGGCAAAAUGAGCGGCAUUGACCUUUUUGAAGAAGGUGUCAGUGUUGAUAAUCCAGUAUCUUUGGUUGCCAGAACACUGACUGAUCCUGAGAAGUUGUGGGAAGAACAACUUGAUCCACUUGCAAUACUGAUAGCCAAAACAAAUUAUGAACAUGGGCAUGAAAUGAAAAGGAAUCGGAUAUGGAAACCAGUUAUUGAGAUUCGAAAUGCGUUUGAUAAGGCAUUUUACAAUUGCAUGAAUGCUGUUGGGGCGACUAACAGACGAUAUCUUAUAGCAGUAGAUAUUUCGGAUAGCAUGGAUAGUUUUAUGCAGGGUACAACAGUAGCUUGUAGUCAAGUAGCAGCCGCGCUGUCAAUGGCAUUCAUUUACAAUGAAACCGAUGUAAUCACAUUGGGCUUUGCGGAUUUUUUAAUGCCUUUGGAAUGGAAUAGAGAUAUGGGCUUAGGUCAAUACCUCACAGCUGCCAAGAUGCUGAGAUAUGGUAAGACAGAUUGUGCCCUGCCCAUGAAUUGGGCAAUUGAACAGGGAAUAUUCGUGGAUGUCUUUAUUGUUUUAACGGAUAGCGAUAUUUCAAUUAAAUCUAUGAAACCAUCAGAUGCUAUUCAGUUGUAUCGCCAACAAAUGGGUAUGCCGGAUGCAAAACUGAUUAUAAUAGGAAUAACCGAUAAAUUAGGAUCUCUGGCUGAUCCGACUGAUCCAAAUAUCACUACAACGGAUGAACCACAUCGUUUUCAAGCACGUUUAGUUGGUGAAAAUUUUAUUGAACUACCAGUGGAACAAUUACGACGCAUUGCAAAUGUUAGCGGAGUAGAUUCCAUUGAACAAGAAACGAAACACUUUUCAUACAGUACGACUUUACAUGGUCCACUUCGACUCUAUAAAGGAAAAGGACAUGGAAAGAUAUUUUGGUGCUCGGUAAUGUGUUCUGCCGCAAUAUUCUUAUCACUUCAAAUAAACAUAUUGGUAGCAUAUUUCAUGUCACAUCCAACCGUAACAUCUAUCACUUUUGUCCCUGCUGAAGUGCUUCCUUUACCCGCCGUAACCGUAUGCAACUACAAUCCAAUCACCAAAAAUUAUGUCCAAUAUUUAAAUGAAUCCAGUAGCGGUGCUGGCUAUUUCACUCACGACUUAUUGCGCUAUAUGAUAAUGGCUUACAGUGAAGUGGAAGAUUUAUAUUUACAUGCAAAUAAUGAUACGAUCGAACGAGGUCGACAAGCAUAUGAAUAUUUUCAAAGCGUUUUUACAGAAUAUCCAUUCAAUAUUGAGAAUUUCUUCGCACAAGCUGGGUUUUCUUGUCAUGAAAUGCUUAAAGUUUGUUCUGUGGGCGGCACAAAGUUAGACUGUUGUGCAAUGUCUCGACAAGUACUUACCGAUCUUGGUUCAUGCUUUGUAUUUUCUUUCGACGACAUGAAAUUAAAUCAGACUCAACCAGGCAUUUUCAAUGGAUUGCAACUGAUAUUGGAUGCUGGAAUAAAUGAUGCUAUCACUGUCAAUUAUGCUGAAAAAGGAAAUAACCUACCAAUUUUUUCUAACAAUCUGGAAGAUGGCUUUCGAUUAUAUGUUCGAAGUGAAAAUGAGUUAGCAUAUUCAUAUACAGAAGGCCUUUCAGUUUCACCUGCCUAUCGUGCAUACAUUGCUUUGAAUUUAGAAACUUUUCAUUUUCUCACUCCCGAUAACUGGGGAAAUUGUACGCAUUCUUGGCCAUUGGAAUCGCCUCAGCGAGCAUUUCGUCUACCAUAUACAGCUAAAAAUUGUGCAUCACUUUGUCAACAAAUAUAUUAUGAACAAAGAAUUAAUUGCACUCCACUAUUAUACAGCGUUGGCGAUGCUCAUCUGAAUACCUGUACACCAAGCGAACUGCAUACAUUCAUGCUUGAAGUUGCUGAUCGGACAAAUAAUAUUAAUGGCCCUGAAUGUGCAGAUAAUAUCUGUCCAACGUCAUGUGUAACUCAUGAAUAUAAAGCAUCGAUAACUUAUGGAUAUGGAUUUUCUGAAAGUGCUAUGGAUUGGCUAACAAACAUUAAUAAUAAGGAAAAUUUUGCUGUAGUCAAUAUCUUUUAUCGCGAAAUGUCUUAUUUACUGAAUGAACAGAUGCAGUCAACAUCAUUGGUGGAUGUAUUAAGUAAUAUUGGAGGAAAUAUGGGAUUGUUUUUUGGAGCAAGUGUAAUAACAGUCAUUGAAUUAGUUAUAUUUUUAUCUAAGCUAGUUUGGAUUGCAUUUUCUAGUCAACGUCGUGAAUACAUGUUCCAUAAGCGUCAAAAGGAACGUGAUCGUGAGCAGCGUCUUACAACAGUAAUAAAUACUGCUGCCUUUGAGUUGAUUAGUUUGUUGGAUGAUUGGCUGAUUGGUUGUUGGUUGAUUGGUUGGUUGGUUGGUUGGUUGGUCGCCAGACUCCUCAGUAGAUUGCUCGUUGGUUCAACUCUUCGUAGGUUGAUUGUUGAUCAGACUGACCGGUUACCCGGAUCGUUGCUGUCUGUUCUGACUGCUUGGUUGAUAGGCUGA
Acanthocheilonema viteae is the source of this 3690-nucleotide messenger RNA. The record is from the annotation of a GenBank genome assembly. Lineage: Eukaryota; Metazoa; Nematoda; Chromadorea; Rhabditida; Onchocercidae.